AUGCGGCAUGAACAUAUGAACGGAGGUCAUAUUGCAUAUUACCCACCAUACGCGCAAAAUCCUUAUGGAAACGUUAGAGAGAUUGUAACCCUUUUACCUGAGUUCAAUCCGUCAAGCGACAAAUCUCUUAUGCCAAAUCAGUUCAUAAAACGGAACGAUAUGUUACGAACUACAUAUCGUUGGGACGAUCAAACAUUAGUAUUUGCAGUGCAACAAAAGUUGCAAGGAUACACAAAAUAUUGGGUUAAUUCACAAGACGUGUUUCUUUCUUGGACGGAAUUUGCUACAAAAUUUUUGAAAGACUUUGCUUCUACAGAAAACAUAGCAGACGUAUACUUCAAAAUGUCCCAAACGAAGAGACAAUUUAAUGAAAGUCCGCAAGAAUAUUACUACAAAAUGAUAUCUAUAGGUACUCGUGGAAACGUACCCGAAAAUGCAAUUGCUCGGUAUAUAAUUAAUGGCAUCAAUGAGCCACGCUUAAAGCAGAAAAUCUCGAAUGAAUACACUCUCUGUAAUGAACUCUUACGUGAUAUAAAUAUUUAUACUGUAUAUAAUGAUGUUCAAAACUUUAACGAAAAACCAAAACCUAAAUACCCGGUAAAUACUAAUCACGAUCUUAGAGACAAUUCUAAGAUACAAACACUCCAAAAUAAGGAAAGCGAGACGACUAGAAAAGUCAAAUGUUUCAAUUGCUCUAGAAUAGGCCAUUAUUCAAACAAGUGUCCUGAACCACAACGUAAAGAGCGUUGUUCAAUAUGCAAUCGCACUACGCAUAAGGAGACCGAUUGUCCUAGUAAGAAAAACAAUGCCGAGAAUAAACAAACGGUUAACAAAAUUGAAAAUCCUGGUAGUGCAUACACUCUAAUUCGUGAGACAUUUGCAAAAGAUUUUAAAAAUGAAAUAUUGCGUUGUUCUGUAACUUUGAGUGGUUUCGCCGAUGGAAAAUUUAUCUGCACCUCUAAAAUAAAUGCUGUCGUAGAUUUUGAUAAUAACGAAUUUAUAACCGAUUUGUUGAUCGUGGAUGACGGAAAAACAUCCGAAAAUAUUUUGCUGGGUCGUGAUGUAUUGUGCCGUGAAGGUAAACGUCUUAUCAUAGAGGGAGACAAAUGCCAUAUAGAAGAUCUGCAAACAUCGGUAGAAAUACCGUCGGAUGUACGCAAACAACUUAAAGGUCUACUCUCAACGUACCGUGGCGUUUUUGCAGAAAGUAUGUCUGAACUAGGCAAAUGUGUUAUCAACAAAAUGAGUUUUAAAGUCAGCACUGACGUACCUAUUCGGGAAAAACCAUAUCGGAUAGCAUUUGCCAAACGCAAAAUCGUUUCGGACAUUGGUCUUGAUUUGCUUAAAAAUGACAUCAUACGCCCUUCGUCAUCACCGUAUGCCUCAUCCGUGGUUCUGGUAGAAAAGAAAAAUGGUGAGCAUCGACUCUGCGUAGAUUAUCGUGCAUUAAACAAAAUCAUUAUUAAAAAUCCUUACCCUAUGCCAAAUAUGGAGGAGCAGUUUGCUCAGCUCUCAGGUAACAGAUUCUUUACGACACUUGACCUUCGCAUGGGAUAUCACCAAAUAGAAAUUGAAGAGUCCUCAAAACAAUAUACAGCUUUCGUUACUACGGAUGGUCAUUUCGAAUACAACAGAAUGCCAUUUGGAAUGGUUAACGCCCCUGGAGUUUUUCAAGCGACAAUGGAUAAGAUUGCGUCGUCGAUGGGCCGUGGUGAAGUUCUAAUUUAUCUCGAUGAUGUUAUUAUACCCAGUAAAAGUAUAGAAGAAGGUAUAGAACGGUUAGAAAAAUUUCUCUGUUUGUUAAAAGAGCAAUUUGACGCUAAGGAUGUCCAAAUGUAA
Messenger RNA from Teleopsis dalmanni, 1839 nucleotides. RefSeq lists its product as uncharacterized. Gene Ontology annotation, molecular function: nucleic acid binding; zinc ion binding. The transcript has 2 exons. Bases 1 to 1839 code for a protein of 612 amino acids. NCBI's taxonomy places the organism in Eukaryota, Metazoa, Arthropoda, Insecta, Diptera, Diopsidae. The record is from RefSeq and is a predicted model, not a curated record.